AUGCCCAAAAAACCCUGGCCUCACGACUCUCCCCCACCACCAUCCAACCCCCCCAUGACCCUCCAAUCCCCUGAAUACUCUCACCUCCCCGAAGUCUCCUCCGCCUGGACGGGCGUGCAAGCGCCCGAACCACUAUCACGCCCUCCACACCAUCCCCAUAACAAUAUCCACCACAACACCGGCUCCCCAAAGGAGAUCUACACCACUGGUGUCGCUGCCCUUCCACCGGGAGCCGGGGAAGGGGGACGGCAGACGGGUUUGCCGUGGUUGCCGCCGGGGUAUAAUGCUGCUGUGCUUGCUGCGCAGCAGCAGGCUGCUGCAGACGGUGGUGCUGGGGGGGAUAUCCCAGACAAUGGAAGUGAGAAGGGGUCACGAAGGAGCGGGAGUAGUAACAACAACAAGCGAACGAUUGUUAUCCUGUCUGUGCUUGUCGCGUUGCUGGCAGCUGCGGUCGUCGGGUUGGCCACGGCGGCUGGGUUACUCGCGAAGAGGGUGAAUGAGGCGGAGGCGGAGGUGGCUGCUGCUGCUGCUGCGACAACGGGGGGCAAUACAGCGACGAGUGAAGGAGUUUGUGUGGGGGCGAGUGAUGGAACUGGAACUGGGACAACAGGGGAUGUGGCGACGACGACGGUUACGACGACGGUGCGGGCGACGGCCACGGGAACGGCGCAGGGGUCACCGGUGGUGGAUGUGUCGAAUGGGUGCUCGGAUCGGGAUGAGAGGAUUUCGGGGACGAAUUAUAAGACACAGAUCUUCCAUCAAAAAACCUUCACGCGCUACUGCAACUCCCAACCCAAAGCCUUCCCCAUCUACGGCAUGCUGACCCUCGACUUCGAAGCCUGCAUGGACGCCUGCGCGGCCUGGUCAGACCACCCGGAGAUCCUGGGCCCCGGCAACACCAACGCGACCUGCGGCGGCGUGCGGUUUGUUCCUGCCUGGACAGACCGCGCGGUCGCGUACAAGUCGAAUGCGCGCGGGAACUGUUUCUUGCAGGCGGCGCCGCAGACGACUAAGGAUUUGAUGAAGCCGGAUUUGACGGAUCGUGUGACGUGCCACGCGGCGAUUUUGGUGAAGUAA
This is a messenger RNA of Dichotomopilus funicola, 1077 nucleotides long. RefSeq lists its product as uncharacterized. The record is from RefSeq and is a predicted model, not a curated record. The transcript is spliced from 2 exons. The coding region runs from base 1 to 1077 and encodes 358 amino acids. NCBI's taxonomy places the organism in Eukaryota, Fungi, Ascomycota, Sordariomycetes, Sordariales, Chaetomiaceae.